AUGGGGAUGCACAACUCAGUCAUUAUCUGGUUUGUUUUAGGAUGUUUCUUAUGGUUUCCCAAAGUAAGAAGUGAAGAAGGGUGUCUCAAUGCUGAAUUCUGUUCAGGUACAGAGUGGAUCCGUCUGUGGUAUAUUUGGCUGGUGGUUGUGAUCGGUGGAUUGCUGCUGCUGUGCGGCUUGAUUUCUGUCUGCAUGAGAUGCUGUUUCACUCACUGCCGUCAGACUGGGGAGGAAUCAGGUCCUCAACCCUAUGAGGUCACUGUCAUUGCUUUUGAUCACGACAGCACUCUCCAGAGCACCAUUACCUCUCUCCAUUCGGUAUUUGGGCCAGCCGCCAGGAGGAUACUAGCAGUGGCACACUCCCACAACGCUGUGCAGGGCACACCACCCCUCACAGCAUCAGACACUCCUCCAGUCUACGAUGAAGCUCUACACAUGAGCAGGUUCACCGUUGCCAGGGCUGGGCAGAAAAUGCUAGACCUGGAUCCAGCGACUAAAGAAAAACUGCAGACAUCUGCUGAGGACAAGGACAUCCAGCCAGUCUUUGCAGGACACUAGUGCUUACGUUUACUGAAUGGCAGUAAAACACAGA
Phasianus colchicus (ring-necked pheasant) is the source of this 592-nucleotide messenger RNA. It is a transcript of the gene TMEM52B, whose product is annotated as transmembrane protein 52B. The record is from RefSeq and is a predicted model, not a curated record. Lineage: Eukaryota; Metazoa; Chordata; Aves; Galliformes; Phasianidae.